AUGGUCAGCUUCAAAAUAGAUAAACAACUGCAGACAAUCAGUAAUUAUUUCCUAUUCAGUCUUGCUGUGGCUGAUAUUGCAAUAGGUAUGAUUUCAAUACCUUUAUGGACCUACUACACAGUGAAGCAGUCGUGGGGCAUUGGUUAUACAAUGUGCCAAUUUUGGCUGUGCAUCGACUACCUCAUGUGCAAUGCGUCCGUGCUCAAUCUGUUGUUGAUCUCAUUUGAUCGAUAUUUUUCCGUUACGCGACCGCUUACGUAUCGGCCAAGAAGAACGAAGAGGAAGGCACUGAUAAUGAUUGCAUGCGCCUACAUUAUCUCAGCGAUAUUGUGGCCACCGUGGAUUAUUAGCUGGCCUUUUAUUGAGGGUAAGUUGGCUACGUUGAGUUUUUCUGGAUAA
Molecule: messenger RNA, 399 nt
Organism: Strongylus vulgaris
Lineage: Eukaryota; Metazoa; Nematoda; Chromadorea; Rhabditida; Strongylidae
Source: the annotation of a GenBank genome assembly